Molecule: messenger RNA, 867 nt
Organism: Ascoidea rubescens DSM 1968
Lineage: Eukaryota; Fungi; Ascomycota; Saccharomycetes; Ascoideales; Ascoideaceae
Gene: MRPL11
Product: mitochondrial 54S ribosomal protein uL10m
Exons: 2
Coding region: 1-867 (288 amino acids)
Biological process (GO): translation
Cellular component (GO): mitochondrial large ribosomal subunit
Molecular function (GO): structural constituent of ribosome
Source: RefSeq, a predicted model, not a curated record
AUGAGUUCUUUAGCUGCUCGAAACAUAUAUUCGUAUUCGAAUUCGCUAUUUGCAAAGAACAGUCAUUCAUUUAAUGCUCUAUUCAGACGCCAAAAGCAUUUUAAUUCAGUGGCCAUUAUCAAUAACCAUAAGAAGAACUUGUUGAUUGAGAACAAAAAAGUUGUCAGAACCACGAUUAAACCAAUAGACUCGAGAAAGACAUUUUUAAUUGAUUUCUACAAGGACAUACUAGACAACAAUUCUAUUAUUUUAUUUUUGCAUCAUAACAAUUUGACCAAAACUGAAAAUUUCAAUUUGCGAAGCAGGUUUAUUGACAUUUUAUCUAAAGAUGGGAAGCAGGAAAUCGGAUCGUUUCAUAUAAUUCGAAAUAAAUUAUUUCGGGUGUUGUUGAGAAACUAUUACGAUAACGAUCCAGCAUCUAUUGAUGCGAAGAGCGAGGAAGUUGAAAAACUUGAUACCGAGAAAUUUAAUAAGUUUUUGGACAACGAAAAAUUAGUUAACAAAUUAUUACCGAUUUUGAAUGGGCCUACAGCUGUGUUGACUAUUAAGGAGACCAAUCCAAUGAUAUUGAAAAAAUUGAUCACUAUAUUGAACAGUACAAAUGAAAAAUUGAUUCUUAUGGCAGCCAAAGUUGAAAAUUCGAUAUUUGAUUUGGACGAUAUAAACCAGUUUAAGAAUCUACCUUCAAAGGAAAAUCUACAGUCUCAAUUGGUGGGAUUAUUGACCAUUCUAAGUGGUGCAGGGUUGGUCAGAACAUUGGAGGCUACUACUCAGUCAUUAUAUCUUCAUUUAAAGAGUCACGAGGAUAACAUCAACCCCAAUAAAGCAGACUCUAACACAGAGGAAACAAGUCAAGAGAAACAAUAA